Messenger RNA from Mangifera indica (mango), 3876 nucleotides. RefSeq names its product putative disease resistance protein At3g14460. Lineage: Eukaryota; Viridiplantae; Streptophyta; Magnoliopsida; Sapindales; Anacardiaceae. Bases 1 to 2919 code for a protein of 972 amino acids. The record is from RefSeq and is a predicted model, not a curated record. The transcript is spliced from 3 exons. Gene Ontology annotation, molecular function: protein binding.
AUGCAUGGCCUCAUGAAAGAUUUAGCUCAAUUUGUUUCUGGAGAUUAUUGUUUCAGAUUGGAGGAUAAGGUGAUGGAUGGUUACCAAAACAGAAUUUUUGACAAGGCUCGGCAUUCGUCAUACAAUCGCAGUAGACGAGAAAUGCUCAGAAAAUUUGAUGCCUUCUAUGGAGUUGAGUGUUUACGCACUUUUCUGCCACUGGAUCCAACAGGAGAAAUUGGAGCAAGCUUUUUGGCUAAUCAAGUUCCCCAUAUUCUCUUGCCAAAGCUAAAAUACCUGAGAGUGCUGUCUUUCAAUGCCUGCCGCAUCACUGAAUUGCCAACUUCAGUUGGUGAAUUGAAGCAUCUUCGCUACUUAGAUCUUUCUCGCUCAGCAAUCAAAACUUUGCCUGGCUCGAUAGGAUCUCUUUAUAAUUUACAAACUUUAAUCUUAGUAGAAUGCUAUUCUCUGAGUAAGUUGCCCACAGAGAUAGGAAACUUAACAAGCCUUCGACAUCUCCGAAUUAGUGGAAGCAGGCUAAUAGAGAUGCCUCUGCAAAUGUGUAGAUUGACAAAUCUUCAAACGUUGUCUCAUUUCGUUGUGGGUAAAGACAGUGGAUCUGGAGUUGGAGACUUGAAGGAUAUUCAUCAACUUCAGGGAGCACUUCUUAUUUCAGGACUGCAAAAUGUGGUCGGUUUCACUGAUGCAAUAGGGGCAAAUUUAAAGGACAAGAAGGAUUUGACUCAGUUAACGUUACAAUGGAGUAACAAUUUUGAAGAUUCAAUGAAAGACAGAGAUGAAGAGGAAGUGUUUAAAACCCGCCAACAUCACAGAGACGGAAAAGAUCUUGCCAUGAGCAGCUAUAAAAUUCCACAAUUUCCAAGCUUCAGAGAAACCUUGGAAGCUUAUAGGCGGGAAUCUGUUGAAUUGCAGUUGGAUCGUAGUAGCAGUUUGGAUGAUUCAAGGAAUGAAAAAAUUGAAACAGAUGUACUUGAGAUGUUGCAGCCACACAAAAACAUAGAAAAACUCAUGAUCAAGGACUAUGCAGGUACAAGAUUUCCGAGUUGGAUCGGAUCCCCAUUAUUCGACAAUCUGAUGUUUUUACAACUUAGUAACUGUCUGAAGUGUCAAUUUUUACCACCAUUAGGACAAUUACCCUCACUUAAAGGCCUUACCAUUGAAGGAAUGAGAGGAAUUAAAAUGGUGGGUACAGAAUUCUAUGGGGAUGGUUGCUCCUUUGUUCUACCUUUUCCAUCAUUGGAGACUUUAAAAUUUGAGAACAUGUCAGCCUGGGAGGAGUGGUCUUCUAGUGGACUUAAAGGCAUAGAUGAAUUUCCUCAACUUCAAAUUAUUGAAAUUCAGAAUUGUCCUAAGCUGAGAAUAUUCCAGCAACACUUUCCUACCUUGAAGAAAAUGACUAUCAGUGGUUGUGAAAAACUGGAAGCUCUUCCAAGCCAUCAGACAACACUUAACAGCUCAGACCAAGGCAGAGAUUUCUCUUGCCUCCUCGAACUUUCCAUAUGGUCAUGCCCAAAUUUGAUGGAGUUACCGACUUGCUUUCCUGCUUUGGUAAUACUUCAGAUAGAUGGAUGCCAAAAAUUAAGAAUACUUCCAAAGCUUCCUUCAAUUUCUGAACUAGAAUUGACCAACUGUGAUGGCAAGGUGGUACAAAGCGUUAUCGGACAGUCUUCACUUACCUACAUACGUAUAUGUCAAAUUCUCAAUCUGAGAUUUCUAGUUGAAGAAAUUUUUCAAGACUUGAUAGCUCUUGAAGAAUUACAGAUCUCUCAGCUGGGUCAGCUCACAACUUUAUCAAAUAAUAUUGGAUUGCAAAGCCUUCUUUCUCUCCAACUAUUGGAAAUUUCAGGAUGUCCAUACUUGAAGGAGUUGCCAGAUAACUUGUAUAGACUUACAUCUCUAAAAGUGUUGAGGAUUUGGAAUUGUCCUUCACUUGUGUCAUUAACGGGGUUGCCCUCCACGCUUUUGGGUCUUGAAAUCAAAACCUGUGGAGCCUUGCAGUUUUUGCCGGAAGGGAUGACACAUGAAUCCUGCAGAAACAAGACUCCCUUCUCACUUGAAUAUUUGUUUAUUGAAGAAUGUGCUUCUCUUGUAUCUCUACCAAGAGAUGAGCUCUCUGGCUCACUAAAAGGACUUGAAAUUCAAAGCUGCUGUAAUUUGGAGUCCCUUCCAGAGGAGAUGAUUUGCAACGGUAGUUUGCUUGAAAUCUUGAAAAUUUCUGGGUGUCAUUCUGUUAAAUCCUUGCCAAAAGCUACUUUUCAGUUGCCCACAACCCCUUCUAACAUUGUCAUGAAACUUAAGGAGCUUAUUAUCAGCAAUUGUAUGAACCUUGAGUUGUUACCUGAAGGACUGCACAACCUUACAUUACUUGAUUACUUGGAAAUAUCUGACUGCCCACUUCGUCAGUCUUUUCCCAAACCUGGCUUGCCCGCCUCAAAGAUUAGAUCGAUUAGAAUCUCUAAUUGCCGAAGUCUUAGGUUUCUGCCAAAUCGGAUGUAUAGCCUUCAAUCUCUUGAAGAACUAUGCAUUAAUCGUUGUUCCAGUCUUGUGUCAUUUCCAGAGGGUGGGCUUCCUGCCAAUCUUAUAUCACUUUCGAUCUUGGACUGCGAAAAUCUCAAGCCUUCAUCCCAAUGGGGCCUUCACAAACUCACUUGUCUAACUGAAUUCUCCUUUGGUGGAUGUCAGGAGUUAGUAUCAUUUCCAGAAGGCUGGUUGUUACCUGCCAAUCUAUCCUUUCUUCAUCUUGAGCACCUGCCAAAUCUUAAAUCCCUACCCAAGGGACUUAAGAACCUUCAAAAUCUUGAAACUCUGGAAACAUGGAAUUGUGACAGCCUCCGAACUGUGCCAGAAGAAGAACCAACUACAGUGCUUCUGAGUCUUUGGGAUGCUUUUUGGGAUACAGAUAGGAUUUUCGUUUACUGACAGCCACAGUUUUGAAGAAAGUGCGAAUCCUGGUCCAUGAAAGAUCACAGCCUGUGUAAACAUAGUGAAGUCUUUUCCUAUCGGACAGUAAUAUUGAUAUGCAAAAUUUUCAGGUGGAAUGUCCGCUUGAAAGAUGUUUCCAAAACCCAACUGCUCUUGAAGAAUUAUUCUCUUUUCUGGGGGAACACACAACUUUAUCAAAUGACAUCAGAUUGCAGAACCUCCUGAAGUAGAAUUUGGAAUUGCGCUUCACUUUCUCAUUUCCUGAAGUAGGCUUUCCCUCCUCUCUUAUGGGACUUGAAAUUAGAAGUUCUGAGUUUCUGGUUGAAAUGAUAAUUUGCAAACUUCACAAGAGGCAAACUACCUUGUUACUUGAGCAUUUGGUCACUGAAGGUUGUUCUUCUGUCAAAUCUUUAUCAAGAGACCUGCUGUCUGGAACUCUUGAAGGACUUGAAAUCCUAUCUUGCAGUCCAUUUCAGAGUGUAUGAUUCAUCAAAGUAGUUCUCUUGAAAUCUUGAAAGUGGUUGAUUGAACCCGGAGUCCUUGCCCCAAGGCCUACAUAACUCGCGUCUUUUCAUCAGUUGGAAAUAGCAGAUUGUUCACUUCUUCUACCAUUUCCAGGACAAGGCUUUCUCACCUCUAUGCUAAAAAUAAGUAGAAUGUUGCAUUGCCAAAACCUCAAGUUUCUAUCAAAUUACAUGUAUAGCCUUCCAUCUCUUCAAGAAUUACGAAUAAGUGCUACUCCAAUCUCAUGUCAUUCCAUAGGGUGGGAUGCUCACUGUUAUGCAUAUGGACACCCUUUUCGAGCCAAAGAUAAUGCAUAGUUGUUGGACAUCAAGAUUUUGUCCAAAUAAUAAAUAGAAAGACACGCCAUCAAGACAUGCAAUAUCCCAAAAAAGUUCACAAAUGUGAGCUUUGGUUUGUGUGCAAUCGAUAAGGUAUUCUCAUUGGCCAAAA